This is a messenger RNA of Desarmillaria tabescens, 1156 nucleotides long. RefSeq lists its product as uncharacterized. The transcript is spliced from 4 exons. Bases 494 to 1156 code for a protein of 220 amino acids. The record is from RefSeq and is a predicted model, not a curated record. NCBI's taxonomy places the organism in Eukaryota, Fungi, Basidiomycota, Agaricomycetes, Agaricales, Physalacriaceae.
AUGAUUUUGGCUCUAGCGUUCAUAUAAGAUAUCAAGCAGGGACGAACUCCUAUCGCGAAGACGGUCUCGCCUUCAAUAACCCACGUUUCCCAACCUGUCCUGUCAGAAAAGUGUAUUUUCUCCAGUAGUUAUAGUGGAACUGAAAAUACAUUUUCUCCAGUAACUAUAGGGCUGCCUUUCUAGUCACAGCCGGUGAUAGGACCCACGUGCAUCGUCUCUUGAUUACUUUUUCCCGUGCUUCCCGUUCCCUUUCGCAAAAUCUGAUCCCAUCCCAUGGUUCGUAUAAAAAUAAUAUUACAAGUAGAUACAUAGAGUAAAGGAAUAUAUUUAGUCAUUCGAUAUGUAGAUAAAAUAUGACACCGGUGGGCGGGCGAUAUUGACGGCGGUGAUCGGGAGGCAUGGCCAAAAAAGGGGAUCAUUGCACUGCCGUAGUGGCUGAUACAAGCAGGAAACAUCGGGUGCCGGGAUAGGGAGCGGGCGUGCGGCAGCUACCAUGUCGAUCGGCAGGGGCUUCCGUGAUCGUGCAACCAUGAAUUCAGGCACGUCUGUUACGGUCUCAGGUACCCUUUCAAUGGCCAAAAAGACGUGCUUUCCAUUGUCGUCACCCGCCAUCCGCAUCCCGACCUCCCUCGCACCCUCCCGCCCUUCUGCACCUCUCCAAUACACUUUAUCCCCCUCCAUCCCUUGGCCGCCAUUUUUCGUGACUAUGCUUCUAAAGACCUCCACCCUCACGCCGUUGCUGUUACCUCCCUGGCCGCCACCGCCAUCGUCGUCCCGCAUAUGCGCUGCUACCAACCUUGUCCAUAGCGUGAUUUGCAGGACGUUGCAGAGGAGCGAGUCUCUGUUCGAGUCGCUCGCCCUCAAGAAUGACGUUCUCCUGCGGCCGUCCAGAUCAACCUCGUCCUGCUGGGUGAAGAACACGGCGGGGUCAUGGCAUGGGGCAUCUGUCUCCGUACUACCAAUGCCCAAAGUACGACUUUCCCUCCCAGUCCCUGGUCCAAUGCCAUCGGAUAGUGCAUACGCAGAAGAGUGGAAAUGGUUCGCGUUGAGGAACAAAACGGAAUGGAGACAUACUAGGGGGGGUAGUCGUGUACCAUUACGUUCUCAUUAUGCGAUGCCACGCAGAAAGAUGCGCACCAAAGAGGGGGUAGGGUAA